AUGCACCAUGAUUGUUCCACACCAAUCGUUCAUUGGGACAUAUCGAGCAAAAAUGUGUUGUUGGAUUUCAAAUAUGAAGCCCAUGUCUCAGACUUUGGAAUUGCAAAAUUUCUCAAGGAGGAUUCUUCGAAUUGGUCAAAACUAGCAAGGACUUAUGGAUAUGUUGCACCGGAGCUUGCUUACACUAUGCAUAUUACUGAAAAAUGUGAUGUUUAUAGUUUUGGAGUGUUGAUAUUAGAAAUAAUCAAAGGGGAUCAUCCAAGAGAUUUUGUAGCCUCAUUUCCAUCUUCAACUCUCACUGAUAUGUUGGAUCCACGACUUGCAACUCCCUCACGUGAUGUCCAGGACAAACUCAUAUCUAUCAUUGAGGUUGCCUUUUCUUGCUUGGAUGCUAACCCAAAAUCCAGACCCACCAUGCAGAUUGUUUGUCAACGGUUAUGCAACUAA
Mangifera indica (mango) is the source of this 447-nucleotide messenger RNA. Its product is annotated as probable leucine-rich repeat receptor-like protein kinase At1g35710. The transcript is spliced from 2 exons. Lineage: Eukaryota; Viridiplantae; Streptophyta; Magnoliopsida; Sapindales; Anacardiaceae. The record is from RefSeq and is a predicted model, not a curated record. Gene Ontology annotation, biological process: protein phosphorylation. Gene Ontology annotation, molecular function: ATP binding; protein kinase activity. The coding region runs from base 1 to 447 and encodes 148 amino acids.